AUGCGCCGCGUUUGCACUCCAGUUAAGCUCCGCCUGCCAUGUGCUCUUCUAUGUGGUGCGCUUUAUCGAUAUGGCCCAAGAGCUUGGGGCUCCUUCAGCCAGGGUCUUCCGAUUGCGCGAUCAACUCACAGCCGCAGGUUUGCAACGGCUGAUGCUUCUUCAGUCAGAGAAACUGCUCACGUCUUAUCCAUUGCCACGGAGUACCGACAAGAGGCCGUCAUCUUGCAGCGAUCUGCCAAGUUGCUCGGGUACAGGUUCGAGUUUUGUGGCUUCAGGGAGAGAUGGGUGGGCUGGGGCACAAAGCUUGUCCAGUACCGCAAGGCCCUGCGCGCCGGCCUGGCCGAAGGCCGCAUCGCGGCCAGCGAUCCCGUGCUGCUGAUUGAUGGCUGGGACUGUGCCAUCAUCGGACCAGCAGAAGAGUUUAUUGAGAAAAUGUCGCAGCCUCCAUUUGCUGACAAUCCUCAGCCCUGGAUUGCAGGUGAGCGCAUUUGCGGUCCUGACUUCUUCAAGGCAAACCGGAUCGAUGCAGUCUUCCCAGACCCGGGAACGCCGUGGCGAUAUCCCAAUGCAGGAUGCAUGACGGGCCGCGCCGAAGCAAUGCUGCAGCUCAUUGAGGAUUUGCUUCAUGGGACAGGCGACGGCAGCAGCUUCCCAGAAGAUGGCAAUGACCAGGGCAGGCUGCAUGAACAUUUGCUGGAUUUGGGUGAGCGCGGAGACACGCUUCCGUACUUUGUCGACUCCACCUGCAGAAUCUUUCAGUGCCUGUACGAAGCAGAGCCGCAAUGGCAGCUGGAGCCCGCGGAGCCGCUGCCACGGCUGCGGAACUUGCAGACGGCCGAGCGCCCGAUUGUGUUGCACGGCAACGGCCACACUGGGCGCUGGUUCCUGUCGAAGCUGUGGAGAGAGAUGGAGUUCCUGAAGCGAGUGGGGCUGACCAUCGAGGAGCUUGCGCACUUGCCGCAUGACGGACCCAUUCCCCCGGGCACAGUCGCUGACGAGGACCUGCGGCUCCCGUACUUUUUGGCCUACGGCUCUGCGGUGGCCGCCCUGCGCGAGGGACAGUUUCAGCCGUACGAGGACGACAUUCAUGUGGGUAUCUAUGCUUGGGAUCUGGCAGCGUUGCAGCGGCAGUGCACAGAAUGCACAGCAAAGGAGCGCGACAACUUGCUGAAGAAUGUCUUUGAAAGGUUUGGCUUCGAACCAGUCCAGGAGAUUGUGGAGAAUCCAGCGCAGGCUUCGCGGGGCAACGAUGUGAAGCAGAACCAGGCAGUCACAGUUUGCCCUCGGUACUACAUUGCAGAGGGCUGGUCCGAUGAAAUGGCCUUUCCCAUUUUGUACAAGUUCACACACAGAGACAGCUUCGUGCGCUUUGAUCUCAUGGUCUUUACCAUGCAAUUUGGUCAACUCUGGGACUUUGCUGAUGGUGGUGCCGAGACCUCGUCAGGCUGGCGAUACAGUCCAUUCUCCCCCCAGGCGGUGGAGUUUGGGAAGAUCAUGACCUUCACCAUGCCGGCAGGUCCGCUGGAAGCCCACUACGGGCCGGACUGGUACGUGCCCAAGGUCUACAGCUACGUCCAAAGCUUGGCGGGCUGCAAGAACCGAUGCCAGGUGCUGAGGGUUCAUCCAUUUGAUGCGCGGAUGAGAAGAGCCGAAUUGCCAGCUCCAAUGUCCUGGGAGGACUUCAGGCCGCUGAUUCGCGGAUAUCGAAUGCUUUAUGCCAAGUCCCUGGCGGACUCGGAGCAUGAGUACCCCGAGAAGAAGCUGGACUUGUACAAGCUGGAAUCCAAGCCGGUGGUGCUCUUUCAAGCCGCCAGCAUCUGCAAAGAGGAGGGCACCGUGAGGCUAAAAGAUGGGAAGCACAGCGCUGCGCUUGACAAGUACGAGGAGGGCCUGUACAUCAUAGACAAGUGCAGAGAGGUAUUGCUGACAUGGCGGCUGAUUUUUCGUCAGAUUCACAAUGAGAAAGCAGAGAAGGACAGAAAAGAUAGAGGCUUGAAAGUGUCAGAUCUGAUGGAGGCAGACAUGCCCCGCGAGUUCCGGGGCGACGAAGAUGAGGAGCACUCCCUUCGUCUGGCUUUGCUGCUGAACGCAGCACAGGCGGCCCUUCAGUGCCAAAAAUGGCAGGCGGUGGAAGGUCAUGCCACCGCAGCUCUGGAGUUAGAGCCGCGAAACCGGAAGGCAUUGUAUCGUCGAGGCCUUGCAAGAUCAUCUUCUGAAGAUGUGGAGGGAGCCAAAGCUGACUUUUGGGCACUGCUGAAAGCAUCUGGCUUCGACAGCAAAGAAGCCCUAAGCCAACUCAUGAAGCUUAUGCCGAAAGAGGAGGUUCAAAAGCAGUUCAAGAAGCUGCAAAAGGACUCGCAGAAAGAACAGAAGGUUGGUGCUAUGCUGAAGGAGAUGGACGAGGACGAGAGGAUUAUGUUGCAAGACGAGCGAUAUCAGCGCUUUCUGGGGGACUGCGAGCAAAGAGCCGCCGACGGGCAGCGGCAGCUGACCUUCGAUGAGUGGGCCCAGCAGUAUGAGUGGCGCUACGAUGCUGACGAGAGGUACAAGGCUCGCAAAGCGUUUCCAGAGUGCUUCAGUCAUACUGGGCCAGCUCCGCUCCCCGUUGAGGAUUGGGAGGUGGACUACUUGACCCACAAAGAGAUUGAGAAGAUCAUGUACAGGCGCCAGACAGAGGCCUUAGGGGCCCGGAGACGGAAGGAAGAGCCAAAGGAGAUCCAGGAAGAUACUGACAAGUUUCACAGCAAGCUGCAUCUCGACAAGGAGGAUGAGAUCAUCCUCCGGGAUGCUGUGGUCAAGAAAGGAGAAGCAGAUGGCGCUGGCAAGAGUCAGGUUGGUGUCGAGUGGGACCCGUGGAAGAUUGCGGAAGAGAAUGCCAUGUCCGCUGACCUGCUGGGCAAAGUUGCCGUGGAUGUCCUGGUCGCAGAUGAGGACAGAGCUGAGACCGGUGUGCACCUGCAGGAGGUCCUUGAAGGCGCUGACAGCGGAAACUGCAAGGUGACCUUGGUGACUCAAGCAGGGCGAAAGCAGACGUACUGGCGGGCAGCUACGCUCCGAGGUCAAGGAGGAAAGCUGGAGGGCGCCAUAGUGACAGUGCAGGAUAUGGGCGAAAUCAAGGCUUUGGCAGGCGCGACCGGCGCCGCCGGGGGCGCGGAGCAUCUCUCGGGAGCCCUGGGCGCCAGCGGGAUGGCUCUGUUUUGCGUCGAUACUGAAGGAAAGGUCCUUGAAUGGACGCCCAAAACUGAGAAGCUGACCGGCUUCUCCAGUGGCCAGGCUCAAGGCAGAGACGCCGCCUUCUGUGUCCCGGAGAGCAUUUCCAGCGAAGCAUCAAAAAGGCCUUGGAUCAGGCGCUUCGAGGUGGGUUGGACGUGGCACGCUUCAAUGUGGAGCUCUCCACCAGUAGCGGCAAAGCCAAAGAGAAGCUUGGCUCAGCAUGGCUCCAUGGCGGUCAGCCACCGGCCGCAUCGUGGGAGCUGUGGGUAG
Molecule: messenger RNA, 3483 nt
Organism: Effrenium voratum
Lineage: Eukaryota; Dinophyceae; Suessiales; Symbiodiniaceae
Source: the annotation of a GenBank genome assembly